UGGCGGAGGACUGCCAUCAUUUUAAUUAGGUUAGCUAUGAGGCCUUUUCUCUGGUUUCUCAUUUUAAGGCGACAGAAUUUAUCUAAUAUUUAAAAAUCUGAUGUGAUUUGAGAAAGCACACUUUGGCCUGACAUAGACAGAAGCACAGCUUUAACAGGGAGGUCAUUUCUGCUACGUUUUAUCUUAUGAUCUAAAUGCAGUGACGUCUGCAGGAAAGACUACCAAAAUAACCUCGUUCUGAUGUUUAUGAAAUUGGAAAGAAACAUAAGCCUUCAUUCUAUUAAUGACACAAUCAAAUAUGUGAAUGAACCAUGUCAGGAGGAAGUCAGCGUGUCACAGUGAUCCCACACUGAUAAAACAGGAUUAUGUGACCGGCAGGAAUAGAUCAGAAAGAUUUAUACAACAGGAUGGUCUAACAGUUACAAUAAAAACCUUUUGAAGUUUGUAGGACUUACAUGUACUCUAUUCAAAUUACAAAUUCAAUAUGUUAUUACAGUUAUGUAUGUGUUUAAUGGUAACAUAUGAUCAAUGUUCCAUUGAGACAUGACACAAUGUAGAAGCAUAUUUUAUGCUGUUUAUCGUAUGAUUAUAUGACACAGUUUGGUACAUUUUACAUUUUAACAAAUAAGCUUGACGCUGAUAGGUCGCUUUAUAAUCUAAACCCAGGCUGAAGAAGGAUCCAACCCACCAGACCACAAGAUACUUCUUAUACAUAAGGCAAUAUGUCAGGAAUUGAUUUAUUUAAAUCAUGCGUCAUUUUUUCUGCUUGAAAUGGUACACUGAUUGGAGAGGCACUAUGUAAAGUAAAUCAGCAUCAACUACAUGCACUCAAUGCUGGUUCUGCCAUUUAGAAACAAUUAGGGACUCAGUGUUAUCCCCAAGGACACCUUGACAUGUGGACUAGAACCGCCAGUCUUUGGAUCAAGAGGACAAUGAACCGCUGAGCCACAAUCGCCCUGACAUUGAUCAACACUUGUUUGAUUUAAUUAUAAAGUCUAUUAUCCAACUAAGACAACCACCGCUGACUAACCAGGGUUGACAUCCAAUAUGAGCAAGUUUCAUCCUGGAUACCUGCCUCCUGUGUGCUCUAUAAAGACCGAGGCUAUCCAGCAUCGUUACACUGUCUGCAGACUCUAAAAGGGAUGAUUGCUGCUCGGGUCAGCAGAGUGAUGUUCCUUUUGAUGUCUGGUUUGUUUCUCGGAGCCACAUUUUCCAUUUGGCCCCUGACCCCGGCAGCGGCCUUCCAGCUUCCGCCAUGCCAGCUCAUCAACCAGACCGUGUCUCUGGAGAAGGAAGGCUGUCCAAAGUGCCACUCAGUGGAAACUACCAUCUGCAGCGGUCAUUGUAUCACCAAGGACCCUGUCGUCAAGACACCAUUCAGCAAUGUUUAUCAGCAUGUGUGCACAUACCGGGACUUUUACUACAGGACAUUUGAGCUCCCUGACUGUCCUCCUGGUGUGGACCCGACUGUGACCUACCCUGUGGCUCUGAGCUGUCACUGUGGCCGCUGUGCCAUGGACACAUCUGACUGCACCUUCGAGAGUCUGCAGCCCAACUUCUGCAUGAAUGACAUACCUUUCUACUUCUAGUCACCUGUGUAGAGUUAUAUAGCACAUUAAAAGGCAUCACACAUGUAGAAACAGUGGUUACUUACUCUUGGUAUCCAAUUACUUUACAGUAAAUAAAGAUUGUCAUGGUUACCAGAGCAAUCACUUUCUAUUGCUCAUGCAUUUAAAGGUGUGGAAAUACCCUCUCUUAACUUUACUUCGAAGAUCUAUAACACCAAACCACAAAACCAUAUAUGUCCUUCCAUAUUUUUAAGAACUGUGAGUAACUCUUGUGUGUGUUAUAUUACGCCAUACUUUCAAGAUCGUGUAUG
Molecule: messenger RNA, 1879 nt
Organism: Notolabrus celidotus (New Zealand spotty)
Lineage: Eukaryota; Metazoa; Chordata; Actinopteri; Labriformes; Labridae
Gene: lhb
Product: luteinizing hormone subunit beta
Exons: 5
Coding region: 1143-1589 (148 amino acids)
Biological process (GO): G protein-coupled receptor signaling pathway; ovulation
Cellular component (GO): cytoplasm; extracellular region
Molecular function (GO): hormone activity
Source: RefSeq, a predicted model, not a curated record